GUCAGGCCGGCGCUUUAUAGAGGCAGCCUGGGCGGCGCCGCUGGCUGUUUUUCCUCUUCUCUGGGUUUGUGGCUCUUUCCGUGCUUCGCGAAGAUGCAGCUCAAACCGAUGGAGAUUAACCCCGAGAUGCUGAACAAAGUGCUGGCCCGGCUGGGAGUCGCCGGCCAGUGGCGCUUCGUGGACGUGCUGGGACUGGAGGAGGAGGCUUUGAGCUCAGUGCCUGCGCCUGCCUGCGCGCUGCUGCUGCUGUUUCCCCUCACCGCCCAGCAUGAGAACUUCAGGAAAAAACAGAUUGAAGAACUGAAGGGACAAGAAGUCAGCCCUAAAGUGUAUUUCAUGAAGCAGACCAUUGGAAACUCCUGUGGCACCAUUGGACUUAUACACGCGGUAGCCAAUAAUCAAGACAAACUGGAAUUUGAGGAUGGGUCAGUCCUGAGACAGUUUCUUUCUGAAACGGAGAAGUUGUCCCCUGAAGACAGAGCAAAAUGCUUUGAAAAGAAUGAGGCCAUUCAGGCAGCCCAUGAUGCCGUGGCACAGGAAGGCCAAUGUCGGGUAGAUGACAAAGUGAACUUCCAUUUUAUUCUGUUUAACAACGUGGAUGGCCACCUCUAUGAACUUGAUGGACGGCUGCCUUUCCCAGUGAACCACGGCACCAGCUCAGAGGACUUGCUGCUGCAGGACGCCGCCAAGGUCUGCCGAGAAUUCACUGAGCGUGAGCAAGGGGACGUGCGCUUUUCUGCCGUGGCCCUCUGCAAGGCCGCCUAAUGCACUACGGGAAGGGACUACGCUUCUCCCCACUCUGCCCUUCACUAUGAAAAUCUACCCCUACCAGUGCAGUCUUAAAAUGCUUCAGUACUUGUAGAACACAGCUGUUCUUCUUUGGUUCGGCAGAUAGGCUCUUACCCUCAACCACACCCAAGUGUUAGCAGAUAACAGAGCUCAGCUGUCGAUUGAGCAAAGUGUGGUGUGUGCUUCACGUGGCGAAGCAUUUCCCCCCAUUAUAUGUCUUGUACUUCAAUAUCUAAUGCUUUAAAUGGCUACUUUGGUUUGUGUCUGUAAGUUAAGGCCUUGGAUGUGGUUUAAACUGUUCGUCCUUAAAAGAAAUAAAACUUUUCUGCUGAUAAGA
Messenger RNA from Hipposideros armiger (great roundleaf bat), 1126 nucleotides. It is a transcript of the gene UCHL1, whose product is annotated as ubiquitin C-terminal hydrolase L1. Gene Ontology annotation, molecular function: cysteine-type deubiquitinase activity. The coding region runs from base 94 to 765 and encodes 223 amino acids. The record is from RefSeq and is a predicted model, not a curated record. Gene Ontology annotation, cellular component: cytoplasm. Lineage: Eukaryota; Metazoa; Chordata; Mammalia; Chiroptera; Hipposideridae. The transcript has 9 exons. Gene Ontology annotation, biological process: protein deubiquitination; ubiquitin-dependent protein catabolic process.